Messenger RNA from Cariama cristata (Red-legged seriema), 675 nucleotides. Its product is annotated as early growth response protein 4-like. Gene Ontology annotation, biological process: regulation of transcription by RNA polymerase II. The transcript has a single exon. Gene Ontology annotation, molecular function: DNA-binding transcription factor activity, RNA polymerase II-specific; RNA polymerase II cis-regulatory region sequence-specific DNA binding. The annotation marks the transcript as partial. The record is from RefSeq and is a predicted model, not a curated record. Lineage: Eukaryota; Metazoa; Chordata; Aves; Cariamiformes; Cariamidae.
GCUGCCUGCUUCGGCACCCAUCUGGGCUUCGGCUGCGAGCCAGAAAACUUCCCGGCCCGCGGGGACUUUGCCGACGCCAAGAUCCACAACCUCCCUCCUCCAUUAAUGCCGGAGUUCGACACCUCCUUGGCCCAGCCUGAAGUCCUGCCGGGUUUGAUGAGCUCUGCCGAGCUCCUCCAUCCUCACCCCUCGCCCUCUGUCCCCCCUACGGACUUUUUGGGCCACCCCACCUCUUCUUCCAUCCCUUCCCUGCUGCCCACCAACCCUCCUGCCUUGGCCGAGCCCAAGAAGAAGACCCGCCGGACCAAAUGUUCUUCCAAAUGCUUUUGCCCGAAACCCCACGAGAAAGCUUUCGCCUGCCCGGUGGAGAACUGCAUCCGGAGCUUCGCCCGCUCGGAUGCACUCAACCGGCACCUCCGCAUCCACACGGGCCACAAACCCUUCCAGUGCCGCAUCUGCCUGAGGAACUUCAGCCGCAGCGACCACCUCACCACCCACAUCCGCACCCACACCGGCGAGAAACCCUUCUCCUGCGACACCUGCGGCCGCCGCUUCGCCAGGAGCGACGAGAAGAAGCGGCACAGCAAGGUCCACCUGAAGCAGAAAGCUCGGACGGAGGAGAAGCUCAAAGGUUUGGGCUUCUUCUCGGUGGGUCUCUCCUUCGGGACACUGUGA